Molecule: messenger RNA, 1563 nt
Organism: Leguminivora glycinivorella
Lineage: Eukaryota; Metazoa; Arthropoda; Insecta; Lepidoptera; Tortricidae
Product: RNA-binding protein 34-like
Exons: 6
Coding region: 173-1351 (392 amino acids)
Molecular function (GO): RNA binding
Source: RefSeq, a predicted model, not a curated record
UUCUCCAAUGUUUCCCACGUGUUACAAAUAAUAUAAUUAAAUAAAUCAGCGAAGUUUUUCAUUCAUUACAAGUGAAUUUACUGGUUUUAUCAUUUUGCAUUAAAGUCGUUAAAGUAAUCAUUGUAAUUCAGAAGUUUAUAGCUGAUUAAGUUUAAACACCGCAAUCACGAGAAUGGGUGAGCCACAAAGCCGUAAACGUAAAUUCAAGGGAAAUUCCAAACCUGAUAAUAAAGCCAAAGAUGUGGGGAAGUCUGCUGAAGACAUAAAUAAAAAACCAGAAGUUACUAAAGUUUUUAAGAAAGCUAAGAAAAAUAAGGUAAUAGAAACACCCGCUGUAGUAAAUGAAAAUGAUACCAAUGAAAUUGAAACUGAGAAUGUAGAGAAAAUGGAGGUUGUAGAAACAUCUAAUGCAGUAGAUAAACCAAGCAAACAAAAAAAUAAGAAAGGUAAAAAGAAUAAAGCUAAGGAUUCUGGUGACACUGACAAUGAAGUGGUAGCUAAAAAAGCGAAAAUGAGUGUGGUUACGGAGUCUUCGGAGACCGUCAAGGGUGGGUUAACUGAAGAGAUGUUAGAAAAGUAUCCGGUGCUUAAAGAUGAGGAGCUGGUUAAGAGGUUCUUGGCUGUCAGUAUGACAAAUAAUCAGAAAGGUCGUAUCCGAGUAACCCUCAGGGACAGUCUCAAAGGCACCUCCGACGCCAUGCUACCUGAAGUGAUCAACACCAAAAUGCAAGCCAUCCUCAACCUACCCGACCCAUCAGACUCCGACAUGCGAAAACUCCGAAUACUCUACAACAUGCUGAAAACCGCUGUUAAAGGAAAGAAAUUCGUUAAAAAAGAACCAGUUAAGGUUAAAGAAGUUAAAAAGAAGGAGAAUAAAGAAGUUAAGGAAGAGAGUGCAGAAGAUAGUAAGAAAGAGAAGAAACCGGAACAGAAAGUAAAGGGGCCUAAAAGAUAUGUUGUGUUUAUAGGGAACCUGCCUCUGGACAUUAGUAAAGAGAAGAUUCAAGAACACUUCUCCGACCUGUCGAGCCAGAUUGUCGGCGUGCGGAUCCCCAAACCUUUAGAGAGCAAGAAGAGCGCCAUCGCGUAUCUCGAGCUCAAGGACGAAACGAGCUAUGAACUCGCCUUAUCGAAGCAUCACUCCAUGCUAGAAAACAGGAGAAUUAACGUGUUGUACUCCACACAGAAGAAUUCCAAGAUUAGCAAGACUGAGGCCAAGGGCAAAGCCGCAAAGCUAGUGGCGAUGCAGAAAUCCGGUCAGCUCGCCGGCAGCGUGCCGCAGAACAAGAAGAGGAGCGCGCGCCGCAAGAAAAUGAAACUGGCGCUCAAGGCUCAGGAGGGGAGAGCCUGAUUCCUGAGCGUAGCGAGCGGUUCUGUUUUAACUAGGGAUGUACAGACUAGUGAUUUGGCCGACUAGGCCGACUACCGACUAGUCGGCGCUUGGGUGGCCGAUUAGUCGGUCGGCUAGUCGGCCAGAGCAUAAUUUUAUACUAAAUUCAUCAGAAAUUUAGAAUUUCAUUUUUGGUCCUUCGUUCGCGCUUUAAAUUUUUUUUACAAGUUCAA